GGUAGGAGCUCCCAGAGCUAGACCAAGCUAAUGGACACUGGACCAGAGCUGAGUGACCACCAGGUUCAGGGUUUGGGCACCAUUUUGAAACUCCUACGACCUUAGAGCAACCAAGACUAGUAAGGGAGCCAGGGAUCCAGUGGCUCCUGUCUCCUGCCCCCUGAAGCUAAACUGGGCUCGCCUGACAGUCACCUGAGGUCACGGUAGCCAUCUGUCUGUGGUCAGAAGGAAGGGAGAGCCACCAAGACCUGCAAGGCACGGGGCUGCUGCGGCUGAAGGUUCAGGUCAGGGGCCCUGACGUUAAACUGCUGGGUGGGAUAGAGGCCGAGUAGGAGGAACCACCUGCUCUCACCUGCUUUGCCCUCAGCAAAUCUAGGAUUGGGCCUGGGUCUCUUUCCUGGAAAUCCAUGCCGAAUUCCCUUGCUGGUGGCCAGUUCCCCAACCCUACUUUGGAUGCCAUUGACCUGGUGGACCGGAAUCUGAGAAAUUCAGGGACCUCCAGUUCUAUCCCAGGCUUGGAGGAGGGAGGCACAGACCCCUGGGCCUUCCCUCAGCUGAAGAACGCUGACGAACUGAAAGAGGUCAGCAUGGCCAGCAGGCUUCACCAGGUGGUCAUCGGCUUCCUCAAGGCGUGUGGACUCCUGGGGAGCCUCUACUUCUUCAUCUGCUCCCUGGACAUCCUCAGCUCCGCCUUCCAGCUGCUAGGCAGCAGAAUGGCCGGAGACAUUUUCAAGGACAAUGUGGUACUGUCCAACCCCGUGGCUGGCUUGGUCAUCGGCGUGCUGGUCACAGUCCUCGUACAGAGCUCCAGUACAUCCUCCUCUAUUGUGGUUAGCAUGGUGGCCUCUAAGUUGCUGACUGUCCAGGUGUCUGUGCCUAUCAUCAUGGGCGUCAACGUGGGCACUUCCAUCACCAGCACCCUGGUCUCGAUGGCGCAGUCAGGGGACCGGGAGGAGUUCCAGAGGGCUUUCAGCGGCUCGGCUGUGCAUGGCAUCUUCAACUGGCUCACAGUGUUGGUAUUGUUGCCACUGGAGAGCGCCACGGCAGCAUUAGAGAGGCUGAGUGAACUGGCCCUGGGUGCCGCUAGCCUCCAACCUGGGGGGCAGGCCCCCAAUUUCCUCAAGGUGCUGACGCAGCCUUUCACACACCUCAUCAUCCAGCUGGAUACCAACAUGAUUACCAGCAGUGCUACCAGCAACACCACUAACGGCAGCCUGAUUAAACAAUGGUGUGACGUCCAGGGGAAAACACCGCCCCAGGGCUUCCACCCCUGCAGGGAGAAUAAUAGCACAACGACUCUGGCUCCGGAGAACAGAGUGCCUUGCCAUCACCUGUUUGUGGGCACGGGGCUCACGGACCUGGCUGUGGGCUUCAUCCUGCUGGCGGGCUCUCUGCUGGUGCUCUGUUCCUGUCUGGUCCUCAUUGUUAAGCUGCUCAACUCUGUGCUGCAGGGCCGCAUCGCCCAGGCUGUGAAAACGGUCAUCAAUGCGGAUUUCCCCUUUCCCUUUGGCUGGCUCAGCGGCUACUUGGCCAUCCUUGUUGGUGCAGGCUUAACCUUCUUGCUGCAAAGCAGCAGUGUAUUCACAGCUGCUAUCGUGCCUCUCAUGGGGGUUGGGAUAAUCAACCUGGAACGGGCCUACCCCCUCUUCCUGGGCUCCAACAUUGGCACCACCACCACAGCCCUGCUGGCUGCCCUGGCCAGCCCCUCAGACAUGCUGCUCUUUGCAGUCCAGGUUGCUCUCAUCCAUUUCUUCUUCAACCUGGCUGGCAUACUGCUGUGGUACCUGGUGCCUAUCCUGAGACUACCCAUUCCACUGGCCAAGCGUUUUGGUGACCUGACUGCCCGGUACCGCUGGGUAGCCAUUGUCUACCUACUAUUCACUUUCCUGCUGCUGCCCCUGGCAGCCUUUGGACUUUCCCUGGCAGGGGGCUCCGUGCUGGCUGCAGUGGGAGGUCCUCUGGUGGGGCUGGUGCUCCUUAUCAUCCUGAUUAAUGUCCUGCAAAGACACCGGCCAUCUUGGCUGCCUCCCUGUCUUCGAUCCUGGGACUGGCUGCCUCUCUGGCUCCAUUCUCUGGAGCCUUGGGACCGUCUGGUGACUGGGUGUUGCCCCUGCAGGGCUUGCAGCAAGUCCAGUAUGACCAGCAAAGUGGCUAACUGCUAUGAGAACCCAGAGGUCAUAGCUUCCCAACAGUUAUGAAAAGUUGGUGCUGUAGUCCAUCUCCCCAGCUCCACCAGCUUCAGGGCACUGGAGGCUGGAGAGACUGCCUGCCAGUCUUCCUGGGGAGGAGGGGUAGGGCUCCGCGUGGACUUCCUAGACUCCUGCGUGCCAUUCUUUGCAAAUAAACGGCGCUAUCACCAAG
Molecule: messenger RNA, 2361 nt
Organism: Myodes glareolus (Bank vole)
Lineage: Eukaryota; Metazoa; Chordata; Mammalia; Rodentia; Cricetidae
Source: RefSeq, a predicted model, not a curated record